This is a messenger RNA of Ophidiomyces ophidiicola, 1350 nucleotides long. RefSeq lists its product as uncharacterized. Bases 1 to 1350 code for a protein of 449 amino acids. The record is from RefSeq and is a predicted model, not a curated record. The transcript is spliced from 3 exons. Gene Ontology annotation, molecular function: DNA binding; transcription regulator activity. Lineage: Eukaryota; Fungi; Ascomycota; Eurotiomycetes; Onygenales; Onygenaceae. Gene Ontology annotation, cellular component: MBF transcription complex; SBF transcription complex.
AUGGCAUCCAUAGCAUCGUUACUAAACCCGGAGCCCGAGCCUUUCGAUCGCUUCCAGCAGCUUCCGACUCCCUGCUCCAACCUGUCAACCGACUUCGAACCUCAACCUCAAAGACAGAAAAAGCAAAAAAUAUCGAAAGACGCGGCUGUGUUCACGAGGGGAGAGAUCAAAGGAGAGCUUAGAUAUCCCCCAUGCGAAUUCCAAGAUGAAAAGCUUGCAGAAGCCCAUAAAAAACUUGAUAUCUACCCCAUGGGAUGUAUCACACAAUUUCCCCGGCAUAUACCUUACAAUAGUGAGAAAAAGUCCUUUUUAGAAAGGACCGGCCGAGAAAGUUUUGAAGGUGAGAUGCCGAUCUUUUCUGUACGAGAGAACAUUGGUUUGAAUGAAAUGUAUGGAGCAGUUUUCCAGUAUACGUUCCAGAUGCCCGGUGAGGAUACGAGGCACACGGUUAUGUGGGAUUAUAAUAUAGGCCUUGUCCGAACCACGUCAUUUUUCAAAUGCAAUAAUUAUUCUAAGGCAGGUACUGCACCAGGGAAGAUGCUAGAUGCAAAUCCAGGGCUUCGAGAUAUCUGCCAUAGCAUCACAGGAGGAGCACUGGCAGCACAAGGGUAUUGGAUGCCCUUUGAAGCAGCAAAGGCUGUAGCAGCUACUUUUUGCUGGAAAAUUCGAUAUGCUUUGACACCUCUAUUUGGAGUCCAAUUUCUCGACAUUUGCAUUCCGCCAAACGAUGCCAGAUUUGGCAAGAUGGUAAUAGACCCAGAAAUUGUACAAACCGCUACUAUCACCGCAGAGAACUUUCGAUCUUUAGAAUUAGAACGGCAUUCGUUGCCGUGUGAACUCCCGAAUUCCGUGAAGAAUGAAAGCCUGCGCCGAUUCAAGAAUUUGAGACCCCGGUCUAACAAAGAAAGUGCUGAGAGUAAUAACCUAGAAGAAAAUAGUGAUGGAGAAUACAAUGGAUCUAACCUUUCUCACCCCACGAGCGGCUGGACGUCGGCAAAUGCCCCAAGUAUAGUCCAGCGAUCUUCGCUAGACAUUCCAUCGCCCAAAGACAUCCUCGUCUCACUCGCAGGUAUCCACGAAACAGUGACUAGAGCAUCUCCCGAAGAUAACUCCACCCCGCAAACCUGCGGCGCAUCCGAGUACGGAGAUGAAUCCUUCAUCGACACAGACUCUGUGACAAGCUCGUCUGAGAGUGAUGCAGAGACAGACAAUCCGACAGAAGGGAAGUACUCACCUCUUCCACUGAGAAAUGACAUAAGGGCUGCCUAUAUGCUACUUAAAAUGCAAAUGGAUGAAGAUUCAAGCAUCGCAAAUGAAUCCCAACGAAAGCGGCGCCGAGCAUCAGCCUGA